ACUGGCAGCCCCUUUUUGUAAAUGACAGAUAUCAUGUCAACAAGCCCAUGUGGGGCUCAAGUGUAAAAAUUUUGUUAAUUUCGACAAUCUAAAAUUGUGAGUGUGCGGUUAUAUUCAACGUUUUACUAUGAAAAACGACAAGAACAACCAAAAAAACCAAAGCAGGAAAAAUAAAUUCCAGCUUUACAAACCGAGGAAGAAAAAAAGUGUAGAAGAAGACGCAGCUAUACAAUAUUUACAGGCGCAGUACGACAAGAUAGUUCCCGAUGAAAUAAAAACAUUCAAAGACUUCCCACUGUCCCAAAAGACACUAAAGGGAUUGAAAGAAAAUAACUACAUAACGCCCACAGAGAUACAGAAACAGGCUAUUGGCUAUGCACUGCAAGGCAAAGACAUUUUGGGUGCUGCUAAAACUGGCUCUGGUAAAACGUUAGCAUUUCUUAUACCAAUAUUAGAAAAGUUAUUUUGCAAAAAAUGGACAAGAUUGGAUGGUGUAGGAGCAUUAGUGAUAUCUCCUACACGGGAGUUGGCUUACCAGAUAUAUGAGACUUUGAGGAAGAUUGGUCACCUCCAUGACUUUUCAGCUGGCCUCAUCAUUGGAGGACAAAACCUAAAGUUUGAGAGGAAAAGGAUGGACCAGAUUAAUAUAUUAAUUUGUACUCCAGGCCGACUGCUUCAGCACAUGGAUGAGAACCCUUUGUUCAGCUGUAGCCAGCUGCAAAUACUUGUGCUGGAUGAGGCAGACCGGUGCUUGGACAUGGGGUUUGAGGCCACAAUGAAUGCCAUCAUUGAGAACUUACCACCUGAGAGACAGACACUAUUAUUUUCAGCUACACAGACCAAGUCCGUUAAAGAUCUGGCUAGACUCAGUUUGUCAUUCCCUACUUAUGUUGCUCCUCAUGAGCAAGCAGAAACAGUGACACCGGAGUCACUGCAACAAAGCUACAUUGUGUGUGAGAUUGAUGAAAAGAUUGGCAUUCUGUGGUCUUUUAUUAGAAACCACUUGAAACAAAAAGUAUUGGUGUUCAUGGCCACAUGCAAGCAAGUUAAGUACAUUUAUGAUCUGUUCUGUAAGCUGAGACCUGGAGUAAGCUUAUUGGCUUUAUAUGGAACACUACAUCAGGAGAAAAGGGAGAAAAUUUAUAAUGAAUUUUGCAGGAAAUCAAAUGUGGUACUUUUUGCAACAGACUUGGCUUCAAGGGGUCUUGACUUUCCUCGGGUUAAUUGGGUGAUUCAAAUGGACUGCCCAGAAAAUGUGGAGACAUACAUCCACAGAGCUGGCCGCACGGCUCGAGGUGUGUUUGGUAAAGGAGAAGGGCUUUUGAUGCUCCAACCACAUGAAGAGAAACUUGUAGAAGACUUAAAGAAAAGCAAGAUACCUAUAAAUAAAAUUGCUGUAGACCCAUCUAAAGUGAUUGCACCACAAAGGAAAAUAGAAGGAUUAUUGUCUGACAAUACUGAACUCAAACAAUCGGCACAAAGAGCUUUUGUGAGUUAUGUAAAGUCUGUGUUUCUCAUGAAGAAUAAGGAAAUUUUCAAUAUUCAAUUAUUAGAUACUGAUGCAUAUGCUAGAUCUCUUGGAUUAAUUGUACCACCAAGAAUUAGGUUUCUGGACAAAUAUAAUGCUAUUGCGAGAAAGAAUCAGUCAGAAGCGACAGUAAGUAAUGAUGUAAUAGAUAAAUUAAAAGCCAAUCCUGAUGAGGAGACUGACCACAGUGUAGAUGAGGAGGAAGAACAAGCUGAAGUUAAAGUUGAAAAGAAACCAAGACAAAAGAAAAAAGACUUAGUAACAUUUGAUUUCCACAAUGAUGCAGAUAGUGAUGAGGAUGAAUUCUUGCAAGUCAAGAGAACGAACAUAGACGUAGAGGAGGUUCCAGUUGAGGAACAAAGUACAUCCAAGAAGAAAGCAAAACCUGUUACUAAAGCAGCUGUUGCUAAGAAAAUAUUGAAGAAAAAGCUUAAAGUAAACACAAAGGUCACAUUCACAGAAGAGGGGGAUGUUGUAGCUGAUGAAAAGAGAGAUGUGAAAUCAGAAUUAGCUAAACAGUUUGUCAAUGAGAAUGUGGGAGGCAUAGACAUUGAGAAAGCUAAGGAAGUUUUACAAGAAGAGGACAAAUACGAUAAAAUUAGAUUCAGGGAGAAAGUGAAAGCCAAACACAAGGAGCAAAAACGUAAACUCAAGAAUAAAAAGAAGGAUGAAGAAGGGGAGAAAGAUGACUUUGGUUCACAAUCAGAAUCUGAUGGCCCUGAUCUGUCUUGGUUGCCAGACCCUGAUCAGUUAUAUGGCAAAAAAGAUGACACUGAUGCUGCAAGCUCUGAUGGCCAACAUGAUGGAGAUUCAGACAAUGAACAGGCACUGUCAGAAUCAGAAGAUGAUGAAGUGUAUCAUAGGCCCACCAAAAGAAAACUGGUUGAAAGCAAAGGAAUUCCUCAAGAAAGUGUGGCGCCUCGAAAGCUGAAGAAGGUCCAAGAUAUAUCAGCGUCACUCUCUGUACAGGAAGCGGAAGCUCUCGCCAUGCAGUUACUCAGGACUAAAUGAUAACUUGUACAAAUAUGAAAACAAUAAAUAAUUAUGCAUAUAAUAUA
Messenger RNA from Manduca sexta (tobacco hornworm), 2586 nucleotides. RefSeq names its product probable ATP-dependent RNA helicase DDX10. Bases 128 to 2539 code for a protein of 803 amino acids. Gene Ontology annotation, cellular component: nucleus. Gene Ontology annotation, biological process: rRNA processing. Gene Ontology annotation, molecular function: nucleic acid binding; RNA helicase activity; ATP binding. NCBI's taxonomy places the organism in Eukaryota, Metazoa, Arthropoda, Insecta, Lepidoptera, Sphingidae. The record is from RefSeq and is a predicted model, not a curated record. The transcript is spliced from 3 exons.